This is a messenger RNA of Alternaria incomplexa, 600 nucleotides long. RefSeq lists its product as uncharacterized. Lineage: Eukaryota; Fungi; Ascomycota; Dothideomycetes; Pleosporales; Pleosporaceae. The transcript has 2 exons. Bases 1 to 600 code for a protein of 199 amino acids. The record is from RefSeq and is a predicted model, not a curated record.
AUGACGCUGUUUGACCAAGCACUGAACAUGUCAAUCAUCUUCAACCCCGACACUUACCUACCCUUCGCUAUCCGCACAUACGAAGACCAUCCCUUUUUCGGUCCUUCGACGAACGAUCUCCGAGUAUACGACUUUAUCUCGGUUAACGGCCUCAUGAUACCCCGUCAUUACAAGACCAUAUACAACAACCAGCGCUUAUGCAUCGACUUCCUUGCAGAUGACAUAUCGGUCAACACUGAAGUCGAGCCAUCGUUCUUCGAUGUCUCCGCCGAACGCGGCGAACUGAGCAUUCCCGUUGUUGACCCCGCCCUGACAGCUGAGAUCGGUGAGAAGUACACGAAUUACAUCUGGUUCGGUCGGAACAACUUCACAGUCGAGUCGCUCAGUGGAUCGCAACCGUACGCAGAUCUACCCGGCGUCUGGGUCGUCCGACCACCUGGUGUAUCCGCGUACCGCCAGAUCCUGCUUGAAACUGACACCUAUGUUGCUGUUCUGGAUGCUCCUGCUGAAAUCGUGGCGGUCUUGCUCGAAUGGGUCAGGAUCAACAUUGGAAAGCCAGUGUCGCAGGUGUGGGUAAGUCGGCGAUCUCAAUAUGCCUAA